AUGGCAUGGUACAGCCGCGUCUACAAAGAUGCCAUCGAGAAGGCGCAGAGGUUUGAGGUGUUCAAGGCAAAUGUCAAGUUCAUCGAGUCGUUCAAUGCUGCCGGGAACCGCAAGUUCUGGCUUGGCAUCAACCAAUUCGCGGACCUCACCAACGACGAGUUUAGGGCCACCAAGACUAACAAGGGCUUCAAACCUAGCAUCGAAGCACUUUCAACGACCAUCGACUGGAGGACCAAGGAUGCCGUCACUCCCAUUAAGGAUCAAGGGCAGUGUGGCUGCUGCUGGGCGUUCUCAGCUGUGGCUGCCACCGAAGGCAUAUUGAAAAUCAGCACCGGCAAGCUCACCUCACUCUCGGAACAAGAGUUGGUAGAUUGUGAUGUCCAUGGUGAGGACCCGGGUUGUGAGGGUGGUUUGAUGGACGACGCCUUCAAGUUCAUCAUCAAGAAUGGCGGACUAACCACGGAGUCCAGCUAUCCUUACACAGCUGCCGAUGGCAAGUGCAAGAGCGGAUCAAAUAGUGCUACAACCAUCAAUGGCUAUGAGGAUGUACCAGCAAAUGAUGAGGCAGCCCUGAUGAAGGCAGUGGCGAACCAGCCCGUGUCGGUGGCCGUCGACGGUGGAGACAUGGCAUUUCAGUUCUACUCUGGCGGUGUGAUGACUGGCUCCUGCGGUACCGACUUGGACCAUGGGAUUGCCGCCAUUGGUUAUGGACAGAUCAGUGAUGGCACCAAGUAUUGGCUGAUGAAGAACUCAUGGGGCACCACAUGGGGAGAGAAUGGUUAUAUGAGGAUGGAGAAAGAUAUUUCAGACAAGAGAGGCAUGUAUGGCCUGGCCAUGGAGCCUUCCUACCCCACUGAGUAG
Messenger RNA from Miscanthus lutarioriparius, 861 nucleotides. NCBI's taxonomy places the organism in Eukaryota, Viridiplantae, Streptophyta, Magnoliopsida, Poales, Poaceae. The record is from the annotation of a GenBank genome assembly.